AUGACACAGCAGUAUAACGAUGCUGCCGCGCUGAGCACCGGCGAGCUGCUUAGGCGGGCGGUCACUCCAUUUCCCGGCCGACUGAAGAUUGCUCAUGUGAAUGCACAAUCCCUCCUCUGUCACAUCGACGAAUUCAGGCAUGUAUUCGGAGGCCAGGAUUGUGACGUUGUCUUGGUAUCGGAGUCUUGGCUGAAACCUGACGUUUCAAAUAGGCUUGUGGAACUUGAUGGGUAUGUACUCCUUCGUAACGAUCGCUUACAUAAAAACGGUGGAGGUGUUGCUGCGUUUGUUAAGCGCGCCUUGCUGCCGAGUCAUAAGUAUUCAUCCGAUUCAUCGAUUCCAAAUAGACCCGAAUACAUGUUCCUUGAAAUUAAAUCUCAUAAUGUUAAAAUGCUGAUUGGAGUAUGUUAUCGACCACCUCAUAUAGGAUUCAUGAGUGACUUUGGAGAUACCCUGUUGCGUCUCAUGCUGCCGUACAGCCAUAUAGCUGUAAUGGGAGACUUUAACACUGACUUACUAGGACGUGACACCUAUGACAAGACUCAACUCACGACUAUGUUUUAUACUGGUGGCAUGACCCUGCUCCCCCUCCAGGCGACUCAUCAUACCGCUACGUCUGAUACGCUCUUGGACCUGAUUGCUGUUUGUGAUGAGCGGUCGGCUGUUGGCCAUGGGCAGAUCCCUUUCCCUGCACUGUCUGCUCAUGAUAUGGUUUACCUUGUAUAUGGCUUAAAAAGUCCCAAACAGAAGCCGAAAAUCAUUGAAUACAGAGAUUACAAAAACAUCAACUACCAUGAGUUAUUCAAUGAGGGGAUGACAUUGAACUGGCAAACCAUUUACGCAACUAAUGAUGUUAAUUACAUGGUGAAUGAGUUGCAUAAUGGUGUAUCCUAUUUAUUCAAUAAGUAUAUUCCACUUGUGCAGCGCAGAGUGACAAGGGAUCCUGCUCCAUGGAUUUCAAGAGAAAUACGUCGGAUGAUGGCCGAGCGCGAUCGGUGUAGUAGAGUUGCACGACGCACAAAGAGCUCUGUGGAUUUCAAUAGCUACAAGCGAAUGAGAAAUUUGUGCAAGCAGACCAUCAGAAACGCCAAAUCCAGAUAUUUCCAAAAUCUGAUCUCCUCUGCUGGUUCAUCUGCUUGUAAGUGGCGUAGACUGAGGUCUGUUGGAGUUGGUGGAGAGGGGGGCGGGCCUGUUGUGUCUCACUCACUGGACGAUCUCAACAACUUUUUUACUGACAUACCAGUUGGCUUGGAUCGUGCCCAUGACUACAUCAACUCUUUGCCAGCUCAAGUAACUGGAGAGCCAUUCUACUUUUCAUGUGUCUCAGCAAGUGACGUUUUGGCCGCUGUACUGAAAAUAAAGAGCAAUGCUAUUGGGGCUGAUGAUCUACCAUUGAAAUUCAUAAAAUUAUGCUUCCCCUCAUACUUCCCUUCAUCACCCACAUCAUAA
This is a messenger RNA of Nilaparvata lugens (brown planthopper), 1449 nucleotides long. RefSeq lists its product as uncharacterized. Lineage: Eukaryota; Metazoa; Arthropoda; Insecta; Hemiptera; Delphacidae. Gene Ontology annotation, molecular function: catalytic activity. Bases 1 to 1449 code for a protein of 482 amino acids. The transcript has a single exon. The record is from RefSeq and is a predicted model, not a curated record.